AUGGCGGCGUCCGUGGUCUGCCGGUCAGCUAGUGAGGGGGCACGGGUGUUGCUGCACGCCCGUGGCUCGCCAGCCCUUUUAAGGGCUUCUCUGCGGGGCGCGGCCACUUUCUCCCAAGCCCUCCAGAACGUGCCUGAGACGCAGGUCAGCCUGCUGGACAACGGGCUGCGCGUGGCCUCGGAGCAAUCUGCCCAGCCUACCUGCACCGUGGGAGUGUGGAUUGAUGCUGGUAGCCGUUACGAGACUGAGAAGAACAAUGGGGCUGGCUACUUUGUGGAACAUCUGGCUUUCAAGGGAACAAAGAAUCAUCCUGGCAGUGUUCUGGAGAAGGAGGUGGAGAACAUGGGGGCCCAUCUUAAUGCCUACAGCACUCGGGAGCACACAGCUUACUACAUCAAGGCUCUGUCCAAGGACCUGCCGAAAGCUGUGGAGCUCCUGGCUGACAUUGUACAGAACUGCAGCCUAGAAGACUCAGAGAUUGAGAAGGAGCGGGAUGUGAUCCUGCAGGAGCUUCGGGAGAAUGAUGCAUCUCCGCGGGAUGUGGUCUUUGACUACUUGCAUGCCACGGCGUUCCAGGGCACGCCCCUGGCCAAGGCUGUGGAGGGGCCCAGUGAGAACGUAAGGAAGCUGACACGUGCAGAUCUGACAGAGUACCUCAGCAGGCAUUACAAGGCCCCCCGGAUGGUGCUGGCAGCAGCUGGAGGGGUGGAACAUCGACAGCUGCUUGACCUCGCCCAGAAGCACUUCAGCAGCAUCUCUGGGACGUAUGCGGAGGAUGCCAUACCCACUAUCGAGCCAUGCCGCUUCACUGGCAGUGAGAUCCGCCACCGUGAUGAUGCCCUGCCCCUGGCCCAUGUGGCUAUUGCAGUAGAGGGACCUGGCUGGGCCAACCCAGACAAUGUGGCCCUCCAAGUGGCCAAUGCCAUUAUCGGCCACUAUGACUGCACCUAUGGUGGCGGCAGGCACCUGUCCAGCCCACUGGCUUCAGUUGCUGUGACCAACAAGCUGUGCCACAGUUUCCAAACCUUCAACAUCUGCUAUACAGAAACUGGCUUGCUAGGUGCGCACUUUGUCUGUGACUGCAUGAACAUUGACGACAUGAUGUUCUUCCUGCAAGGCCAGUGGAUGCGUCUUUGUACUAGUGCCACAGAGAGUGAGGUGGCACGGGGCAAGAAUAUCCUCAGAAAUGCCCUGGUGUCUCAUCUGGACGGUACCACCCCUGUGUGUGAGGACAUCGGACGCAGCCUCUUGACCUAUGGCCGCCGCAUUCCCCUGGCUGAGUGGGAAAGCCGGAUUUCGGAGAUUGAUGCCAGCGUAGUACGUGAGGUCUGCUCCAAGUACUUCUAUGACCAGUGUCCUGCAGUAGCUGGAUUGGGCCCCAUCGAGCAGCUCCCAGACUACAACCGGAUCCGUAGCGGCAUGUUCUGGCUGCGCUUCUAGGCAGAAAGCCUGUGCAGGCAAGAGGGUGGAGCCGGGGCUUAUGGUACCCCCACCACACACAUACCACUCUGGCUUCUCAGACCUUAGUAAGAAGAGGGCAGGUCACACAUUACCACCAAUAAAGUCCAGUAUUGAGAACUG
Molecule: messenger RNA, 1581 nt
Organism: Orycteropus afer afer
Lineage: Eukaryota; Metazoa; Chordata; Mammalia; Tubulidentata; Orycteropodidae
Product: cytochrome b-c1 complex subunit 1, mitochondrial
Cellular component (GO): mitochondrion
Molecular function (GO): metal ion binding
Source: RefSeq, a predicted model, not a curated record